Mycena citricolor is the source of this 6064-nucleotide messenger RNA. The record is from the annotation of a GenBank genome assembly. Lineage: Eukaryota; Fungi; Basidiomycota; Agaricomycetes; Agaricales; Mycenaceae.
GACCAGACCAUCCACACGGCAUGCAGCUCAUUACCGGCCCCGUUGUUGCUCCAGGCCGUCCUCAACACACUGAUCUCGACCCCAGUGUGACCUCGGUGUACCCGAUGACCAGGGCGCAGGAAGGCAUUUGGAUGGCUUACUCUGCUCAGCCCCAACAUACGCUGUACAAUCUGACGAUGAAAUUCACCCUGGACGCGUCGGACGCCUAUUCGAUGGAGAAAGUUCUUGCCGGCAUCCAGACUCUGACCGCUCGCCACGGAAUACUCCGGUCCACCUUCCACGGCAACAAGUCCGUGUUGCCGGUCCCGUUCGUGGCUGAGUGGGAUAGCCAUUCCUCGCUGCCCUCUGUCCGAUUCGUUUCGGAACCGAAGUCUCCUCUCGCCAAAAUGCACCUGCAGAAGCUGCUCCACCAGGCUGUGCCCUUGUCGGACGAGUUCGCUGUUCGCUGGAUUGUCGUCAAGUUUCAAGGCGCACUCGAGGUCUAUGUGAUUGCGCAUCACAUUGCCUUGGACGGAACCAGCAUGAGUGAGCUCAGUGGGGAGCUCCUGGGUCUACUCGACGGCAAAGUCGAGGAGAGCAAGUCGGUGACCGAGAGCUUUCAGAAGGCUCAUAUGAUGGAGUCUGUGUUCAGGGGCUCUGGCGCCUUCCAGUUGGCCAGAGAGUUUUGGCUCUCGCAAAGCCGGUCCACUUCGUCAAUCCAGUGGAAGGGUCUCCCGAAAUCAUCCGGAUCUGAGAACUACCGUGAGAUUUCGAGAUGGUCCGAGUUCAGUAAAGACGAACUGGCGCAAUGGAGUGCACGGCAUCGGACGUCGUGGUUCAGAGUCGCACUAGCCGUAGUCGCGCUCCUCACCCAAGCGCACUCAAUCCCAGGGUCAUCCCGCGACCAGACGCUGACCGUGGCGUUCGGCGGCCGUCCCAAGGGCCUUGAUCGAACCGUGGGACACUUCGCCAACGCGCUCCCGAUCCGCGUCCCCGUGACUGAGCUGAUCCGAUCAUCGUCCACCAUCACCUUCGACGCGCUGCUCCGCCUGCUUUCGACCACCGUGUCGGCUGCGAAGAAACAUGAGCGCUUCUCGUUCACGGACCUGUCGCAAGCGUGCCUCGAGGAGGGCUGCAUGCCUCCGCGGGCGCAGGUUGCUGUGACGCUGUCUCCGAAGCUGGAACGCGAGGAGUGUGAGCUGUACCCCGUCGAGGGCCCAUAUGAUCUCUUCUUCUGCUUUUUGGAGGGCGCUGAUAGUGUCUCUCUCGGGGUCAUCUACGACCCGACUUUGUUCGAUCAAAAGUCCAUUGCGUCUCUCAAGGUGGACUUUGAACAGAUCGUGACCCAAGCCAUGGCGGAGACACCGUUCGAUCUCAAACCGCUCCUGGAUAGCCGUAUCCCAUGUCUUCUACCGACCGUCGACCCCACCGAUCUGGUCGAGGUCAGCAAGCGCCGUUUCCAUGUCAUGUUCGAGCACCAGGCCGCUCGCAACCCCGACGCGCUUGCCAUGACUUGCGCAGAGAGAGAGGAGUCCAUGACGUAUGGAGAGAUGAAUGGGCGCGCGAACCAGAUGGCGAAUGCGCUGCGUCAGUUGGGAAUGGGCCGCACCAAUGUUGUACUCUUGCACUUGCAGCGGGGACUCUCUACCCUGUGCUGGAUCUUGGCCGUCCUCAAGGCCGGUGCGACAUAUGCCAUCGCUGAUCAAGGCCACCCUCUUGAACGGACGCGAAGUGUCAUGACGGUCGCCGAACCGGACCUGGUUGUGGAUGACGGCAUGGGUGUCGAUGUUGGGUUCUUCUCAGGGACUGUGAAGACCUUGCGCACGCACACUUGCUCUCUCGACGGGUUCUCGAAAGAUAAUUUGAACGAUGUAUCGCAAGACGAAGAUCUAGCGUACAUUGUCUUCACUUCCGGUAGCACCGGCCAGCCGAAAGGCGUCGAGAUUUCCCACAGCAACCUUUCGAAUUGGAUCGCUUCUGCUCACGGGUCGGGAUACUUCGCCAUGGGCCCCUUUUCACGUGUCCUGCAGUUUGCGACCUUUGCUUUUGAUGCAGCCGUGCUUGAAUGGUCCCUGGCGCUUUCUCUGGGAUCCAAUUUGUGCUUUGCCAAUACACCCCAGGCCCUGAUCGGCGACUACCUCGCGGACGUCAUCGACAAGAAUCUCGUAACCCAUAUGCACCUCACUCCCAGUGUGCUUGGGACUCUGCCGGCGUCGAGAAGGUUGCAGAGCCUAGAGUGCAUCAGUGUAGGCGGAGAGAUGGUCCCGGAUAACCUUAUCGAACGUUGGAGAACGAGAGUGACCCUGCAGAAUGCUUAUGGGCCGACUGAAGCAACGGUCGUCAUGGCUCACCGACCUCAGCCCAGUUCCCCAGGCGAGGUUGCGCCCUCCGCGGCGAACAUCGGCAAACCGCAUUCGCCCAUGGAGGUGUUUGUGUGCAACCCUUCGUUCGACCGACUGCUGGCUGUCAACGAGAUCGGAGAGGUCUGUCUGGCCGGCCCGCAACUUGCCCGAGGUUACCGCAAUCGGGCCGACCUUACGAGCGAACGAUUCGCAGUCCAUCCCCAGAAUGGCAAGCGGAUGUACAAGACGGGGGACCGCGGCAAACUGUUGGCCGAUGGCACCGUGGUCUUGAUGGGCAGAAUGGAUCCAACGUUGAGGAUCGACCUGGAUGACCUGGAACGCACCAUUCUGGCUGUGAUGCCGUCCAUCAUCAGCGUCUCGGUCCAGUCAUCUCCGUCGGGCAACGACUUGUGUGUGUUCGUUUCGCCACAAACUGUUGAUGGGACCGAGCUGAAGCGGCUCCUCGCGCUUCGGGUUCCGAGCUACAUGGUUCCGAGGAAUGUGUACUGUCUGCAGCGGCUGCCCUUAAACACGAGCGACAAGACGGACCACAAGGUGAUCAAGCUGCGCAUGGAUGAGCUGAUCAGGGACGCCAAGUUUCCUUCCGGAGGCUCUACACCCAUCAGCACGAGCUCAGACGAAGACGACCUGAGUUCGAUUGAGGAUUCCAGCCGUAGCUCGACCUUGGCAGAUUCGACCUUGCUCCAGGCCGAUGAAUCGAUGUCGCAUCAGGAACUGACUAACAUCUGGAUCGAACUCCUCGAGCUGAAGUCAGCGCCCUCUGGGAAGAGCAGCUUCUUCGAUCUCGGUGGGAACAGCUUACUCGCGCAGACGCUCAUCGAGAGGGUCAGGGGACAACUCCCUACGGGGUCCUUGACGGUGUCUGUUUUGGACCUUUUCACCUACCCGUCGUUGGAAGACUUCAUUCCCUUCGUUCAGAGUCGUGCUCCGCCCAAAAUCGCAAGUCCUGUGGUCAAGGGUACUCGGAUUUCCAGGCAGUCCUCCACCAAGUCGCUCACAGUAGCCAACGAUGUGGACACCAUCUCGAGCCUGACGAAUAUCUGGAAGUCAGUUUUGCAACUGGAUCGGGUGAAAGAGGACGCGAGCUUCUUCGAUGCUGGCGGAAACAGUUUGUUGAUGACAACUUUGCAUCAGUCUAUCCUCCAGUCCUGGCCAGGCUGCGGCGUGCAGCUCAUCCACCUGUUCCAGAACGCGACUAUCCGGAGCCAAGCUCAGUUGAUCACGGUGCCGUCGCCUGCCAGUCGGUCCGCACCUUCUCUGAAAGCUCGCAAGAAGAAAGCAAGUGUCACUGGGAAGAAGGAGCGAGCAGCUAGGAAGGAUUCCACCAGUCCAGAAGAAAGCAGAGACAUCGCAAUCGUCGGGAUUGCCGGCCGGUUCCCUGGCUCAUCAUCGCCCCAAGAGCUCUAUCAGCUUUUGCUCGACCAGACUGAAGGUUUGACACAUCUGUGUCCGGAUUCGCCAAUCGAGGUGUUCCCCGGCGGGGUAUAUGUACCGCAUCGAGGUGCAUUGAAAGAUGUUUGGGAGUUUGAUGGUGCUCGAUGGGAUAUCAAAGCCGAAGAGGCUGAGGAGAUGGAUCCGCAACAGAAGCUGCUCAUGACCGUUGCCCAAGAGGCUCUGGAAGAUGCCAGUGCGGUUCCGCCUGCUUCCGGACCGAACAAGAUCGGGCUGUUUGUCGGAGCUGCACCCUCGACCUGGGUUCCCAGCAAGCCAGACGAGGAUGCGUUCCACCAUGCGCACCGAGAGGCGCUGACGCCCUGUCUUUCAGCCCUCACGGCAUACCACCUGAAUCUCCAGGGGCCGAAUGUGACUCUCCAUACCGCAUGUUCUAGUGGCUUGGUCGCCAUGUCUUUGGCUGUAGACAAUCUCCGCUCGAAGACGUGUGAUGUCGCAGUCGCUGGCGGAGUCUCAGUUGCAUUCCCACAAGCUGGAUAUAUUACUGCGCCCGCACGCUUGUUCUCGCCGUCUGGGCACUGCCGACCUUUCGACUCGCGAUCCGAUGGCACACUGCCGGGAGACGCUGUCUGUGCGCUGGUGCUCAAGCGGCUAGGUGACGCUGUUCGUGAUGGGGACGACAUCUACGCCGUGGUCAAAGGGAUGGCUGUCGGCUCGGACGGAAAGCCCGGGAAGGCGGGUCCCGUUGUUCCCAGCCCCAGAGGGCAAGCGCAGAGUGUGAAAGAUGCCUGGACAGAUGCGGGGGUCAGCGCAGGGAAGCUAGUCUAUGCUGAACUGCACGGUAGUGGGACACCUAUUGGUGACGCACUCGAGCUGGAAGGCUUGAAGAUGGCUCGACGAGAGCUCGGAGUAGAGCAGAUGCCGUACAUCGUCGGAUCAAACAAAGGAAAUUUGGGCAACUGCGAGGCAGCGUCUGGAUUGGUCUCUGUGAUCAAGCUCGUGAAAUCCAUCCAACAUGGCGUGAUCCCACCGCUCCAAUCCUUCGAACAGCCCAACCCGGUCAUCGACCCGACACUCAAGAUCUCGUUUGCCAAGAACCCGGUUCAGUUGUCACCUGACGCCUUGCUCAGUGCAUCGAGCAUCGGUCUCGGUGGCGUCAACGCUCAUUGCGUGCUGGCAUUCCCUCCAGCGCAGCAUACGAGAAAGGCGUCGGUCGAGGUGAUGCCCAUCAAGGCGUCGGUCGAUGUGUUGCUCGAGGUGCCUGGUCCGAAAACGAGACUCCCAGAGGUCGCGUCGGCUGGACAUCUCGUGCUUCGCCAUGUUCGAACUAUCCUCGGUACGGACGAGAUUGAUUCUACGACAGUGUUGAGGGAUGCCGGGCUGGACAGUCGCGGCCAGAUGGCUCUCUUGCAUCAGCUGCAGCAAGGAGGGUGCCACAUUCCCCUCUCGGCGUUCAUCGACCCAGCGUGCACGGUCGAAACCAUUGUAGCAUCGAUCAGUGCCUCGCUUCCUUCCUACGUCUCGUUCUUGCAACAAGCGCCGACAGGGACUACCUACGUCCUCAUCGCACCAGGGGGAGGCAGCUGCCUGUCGUAUGCUGCGCUGGCGCGUCAUUUACCGGCAGACUCGACCAUCAUCGCGCUCGAUCACCCUGCGUUCCACGGCAUCGACUCGGAUUGUGGCAUCAACGAGCUCGCCGGGAGAUACGUGAAGGACAUGCCGCCCACUUGUCGCGAUGUCGUGCUUGUAGGCGCCUCGUUCGGUGGACUGGUCGCGACGGCGAUGCUGGGCCCCAUGCAGGAGGCCGGAAUCCAAGUGCGGGCGGUGGCCCUCAUCGACAGUCCGUUCCCGGGAUCCACCCCCGCCGACGUCUUGCUGACUGCGGGCGCGUUUUUGCGCAACGUGUUUGCUCCGGAGACGAGACCUGCGCUCUCCGCCGAGGAGGAUACCCUCGACCUUGUGACGUUCGCGGCUCGACAUGGGAUUGAUCUCCGUGCGCUGGCCGGGACGUAUGACAAGAACGUGAAGGCGAUGGCCGACUGGUUGCCGUCCGGAUCCCACGCCACUCCUGCGCUGUACGUCGCUGCGGCAGCUGACGAGGUCGACGAGCGCUGGCAGGCGGUAUAUGCUGGUAUGUCCAUCGAGCGAGUUGAGGGCGAACAUGCCAGUGCCUGGAUCGGGGACAACGCUGCCAAGGUUGCGGGCUGGAUCGAAAAGAUACUCAGCGCGCACUAAGCCAAAUCGAAUGUAUUGUUAGUUUCAAAGUUGUUUCUUGUACAGCAUGUGCUCGUAUUCCAAUGUAUAUCAACUAUCACUCUUUGUCCUUGCGA